CCAUGAUCAGAUUGAUCCAAUCAUCUAUCUUUCGUCUAUCCUCCCUCACUGGCCACCUCAAUCUUCGGAAGAUGUCAUCCUUUCCGCUCCCUUCAUCCACCAUUCAAGUCAACCUCACGCCCGAUCUCACCCGGGAACAACUUCUCAAAUUUCAUCCAUUCUCCUCUUGGUUAUCUAAGCUGCAACACUCCCUUUCAUUACAGUCGUCCUCUCCUGAUCAUCCUUUUCAUGGAGAGGAAUAUUCUCUCAAGUCCAUUACCAUCCAGUCGGUCGACUUCUUUGGCUCCGGGGACAAGAAGCGUGUCGGUUUCAUCAAACUCUCGACUUCUGUCGGGAAUGCUAAGGGGGAAUAUAUUCCUGGGUCCGUAUUUCUCAGAGGCGGGAGUGUUGCCAUUCUCCUUAUCCUCGAGCCAGAGGGAACCGAGGGUGAACUAUGGGCUGUAUUAACUGUUCAACCACGGAUUCCCGCAGGCUCGUUGGAAAUGGUAGAAUUGCCCGCUGGGAUGAUUGAUGAUGCUGGAACCUUUGCAGGUGCUGCGGCCAGCGAAAUUGAGGAGGAGUGUGGGAUUAAGAUACCGGAGGACAAACUUAUUGAUCUUACAUCACCCGCGUUGAAGGGUUUUGCGAGCACGGAGAAAGAAAGACUUGAAGAAGCUAUUUAUCCUUCUCCCGGGGGCAGUGAUGAGUUUAUGAAGAUUUUUGCACAUGUUUGUAAGAUACCACGAGAAACACUGAAGGACUGGCAGGGGAGGUUGACAGGAUUGAGGGAUCAUGGUGAGAAGAUUGCACUCAAGUUGGUCAGACUUGAGGAUCUCUGGAAGGAGACACGAGAUGCCAAAGCUCUGAGCGCAAUUGCGCUGUGGGAUGGACUGAAAAGAGAGAGUAGAAUUUGA
Tuber melanosporum (Perigord truffle) is the source of this 893-nucleotide messenger RNA. RefSeq lists its product as uncharacterized. Bases 72 to 893 code for a protein of 273 amino acids. The record is from RefSeq and is a predicted model, not a curated record. Gene Ontology annotation, biological process: nucleoside phosphate metabolic process; ribose phosphate metabolic process. Lineage: Eukaryota; Fungi; Ascomycota; Pezizomycetes; Pezizales; Tuberaceae. Gene Ontology annotation, molecular function: ADP-glucose pyrophosphatase activity; ADP-ribose pyrophosphatase activity. The transcript has a single exon.